Molecule: messenger RNA, 1184 nt
Organism: Puntigrus tetrazona (Sumatra barb)
Lineage: Eukaryota; Metazoa; Chordata; Actinopteri; Cypriniformes; Cyprinidae
Product: inactive phospholipid phosphatase 7
Exons: 2
Coding region: 179-1039 (286 amino acids)
Cellular component (GO): nuclear envelope
Molecular function (GO): sphingosine-1-phosphate phosphatase activity
Source: RefSeq, a predicted model, not a curated record
CUCAUGUAUCCUGGCGGCUGGAAUGUCUAUUUUUAGUAUAACUGGAAUAGAAGUCGCAACACUUAGAACAGAGCAAGGCAUGAUCUGGGAAUGGACAUGGUAGACCGUUCACUGUCUCUCAGUGUGAAGAACAGGAUAGUAAAACGCGUUUAGGCUGGAAGGUCCGCAGAAAAUCAAAAUGCCUGCGAACCAGACUCGAACCAGAGCAAGGGAGCGAAGCAAUGUGCUGAACAGACCCGAGUUCAUGUCUCUGAAUCAGCCCUUGAAGAGCGGUAGCGCAGAAGCUCGCGGCGCGGCGCGGAGGCCGUCGCAGAGACACCAGCAAAGUCAAAACCAGCAGGGCGCCAACGCGCAGCACGAGCCCGCCGAGAACAAUAAGGAAAAGAAGGAAUUACCAGAAGAAGACUGCAUGCAGCUGAACCCCUCGUUCAAAGGCAUCGCUAUGAACUCUCUUCUGGCCAUUGAUAUCUGCAUGUCUAAACGGCUCGGCGUGUGCGCGCACAGCACGUCGUCGUGGGGAAGCGUGCGCUCUAUGGUCAAGCUCCUCGCGCUCACUGGCCAUGGCAUCCCGUGGAUCUUCGGCACGAUUUUGUGUCUCACGAGAAGCAACACGUUGGCCGGUCAAGAGGUUUUGGUCAAUUUGCUGCUAGCUCUCUUACUGGACGUGAUGACUGUAGCAGGCAUGCAGAAGUUGGUGAAGCGCAAAGGGCCAUGGGAAAUAGCGCCCAGUUUCCUCGACUACCUGGCCAUGGACAUCUAUUCUUUCCCGGCAGCCCACGCAAGCCGAGCAGUCAUGGUAUCUAAAUUCCUGUUGGCACACUUGGUGCUUGCAGUUCCCCUGCGUAUUUUGCUAGUGUUAUGGGCAGUCCUAGUCGGCAUGUCCCGUGUGUUGCUGGGUCGCCACCAUCUGACAGACGUCGGAUGCGGCUUUGCCUUAGGAUUCCUUCAUUACAGUUUAGUGGAGAUGGUGUGGCUGUCUUCCAACACUUGCCAGACUCUAAUAUCAAUAGGAACAUUCAACUGGAGCCCCCUCUACUGAUCAGUACCUUUUGAAGGAUUUCAAAAGUCGCCAUACGUUUUUUUGUUUUAUUUUUUUUUUUCAGUUCAAGUUAAGUGCCCUAUGUCUAUUUUAAAAAGCGUGUGCAAAUUUUUAUUUUUUUUUUUUUUAAUUAACAAGCAGCACA